Lucilia cuprina (Australian sheep blowfly) is the source of this 3583-nucleotide messenger RNA. Its product is annotated as F-box only protein 9. Gene Ontology annotation, cellular component: SCF ubiquitin ligase complex. Gene Ontology annotation, biological process: SCF-dependent proteasomal ubiquitin-dependent protein catabolic process. The transcript has 2 exons. Gene Ontology annotation, molecular function: protein binding. Bases 700 to 2166 code for a protein of 488 amino acids. NCBI's taxonomy places the organism in Eukaryota, Metazoa, Arthropoda, Insecta, Diptera, Calliphoridae. The record is from RefSeq and is a predicted model, not a curated record.
ACAAAAAAGAGAACAAAAAAAUUAAUGUGUAAUACAAAAACAAAAUUUGUUUUUAUCUAGUUGUUUUAACAACUACGUAAUUUGUCAUCAUAAUAAGUACAUACAACAGGCAUUUCGGCUAAAAAGACAUAAACAAGGUCAUGGAAAACAGUAAAGGAUAUCGGGCACCGGUGUAAAAUAAUAUACAGAAAAUAUAUUGCAAAUAUUCUUCACUACUGUGUUAAAAUUAAGAAAAAAUGUGUUGUUAAAAAAAAAAACAAAUUAAAUUCUAUAAUACUUAAAAAAGUGCUAAUUAAAAAACUGCUAUUGAAAAAAAAUCAAAAAUUGGCAAAAACUAUUGUAAAAAAAUAAAAAAAAAAGAAAAUAUCUUAAUAAUUUAUUCAACUUUAAAUAUUUACAAAAUAAAUUUUUACUUAUUGGUGUUGCUAACGCCUAUGAUGGCCACAAGUUGUUUAAGGAAUCAACAAAACCAAAAAAUUAAUUUAACUUAUUUGACGCAAUACUUGAACACAAAAAUUUUGCUAUUAUCAUCAGUAUUUCAACAAUACGCACCACCUUUCAUCAUACGAUAUACCGACCGUGAACUAGACGGCAAAUUAGAGAUUUGCUAAAAAGGCGUUUACUAAUAAUAGGGUGUUGGUAAACAAGAGUUUAAUAAAAACAAAAAAAUAGUGUGGGAAUAAAUUCAUUAAAGCAAUAAUGUCGUCGGGUGCCGGUGAGGGUGGCGAAGGUGUAUCUGAUGAUUCUUUAGAAUCUUCCUUAUCUGCCUUCCAAACAAUGCCCAAUGAUUUUCGUUCAGCUUUGGAUGAUUUUCGCAACAAUUGGCAAAGAGAAUUACAACAGAAACAACAACCUAAGCCUAACACUAAUGAAGAAACCGCUGAACAGCAGCCACCUCUAACGGCCGAUGAGCUGCAAGAAACUGCAGAUGUUAUAGCGCCGCUUGUUAAUGAUGAACAGGCCGAGCAGCAGGCAUUAGCUAAAAAUCUCUUCCACAAGGCCGUAGAACUGGAACAAAGUGGCAAAGUAUAUGAUGCUAUACCCUUCUACCGUAAGGCCGUACAAAUUGAACCCAAUAUAGAGUUUAAGUACUAUGAACAUCAAAAACUUAAAAGUAACGUACAAAACCCAAUUAAAGUGGUUUUAAAUACCACCUCGCCUCCAGAGUCUAAUGAAGGUUUAUUGGAAGAGGAUUUACCAGAUGAUUUAUAUGAGAAAUUUCAAUUAGAUUUAUCACACAAUCAGCAUGGUCAACUAAUACAGAGUAGUCGUGAUUCUGGUAUCAUUACGACAGAAAUGCAUAUUUCAGAAUUGCCACCGGAAUUGUUAAUAUAUAUAUUACGUUGGGUUGUUUCCAAUCAGCUGGAUAUGCGUUCGUUGGAACAGUGUGCCGCGGUAUGUAAGGGCAUGUACAUACUGGCCAGGGAUGAAGAGUUGUGGAAGUCGGCAUGUGUUAAAGUUUGGGGCCACAAUGUAGGCACUCUUACCCAUACUUCUGGAGAAGAUGAAAAAUCUUCUAUAGGCGAUGGCCUUUGUCCCGUCAUACCACGCUACUCAACAUGGCGUCAAAUGUUUAUUGAACGUGAACGUGUUCUUUUCAAUGGCUGCUACAUUAGUAAAACUACUUACUUGCGUAUGGGUGAAAAUAGUUUCCAAGAUCAAUAUUAUCGUCCUGUACAGUUAGUUGAAUACUAUCGCUAUAUACGUUUUCUACCCGACGGCACCGUCCUAAUGAUGACCAGCUCCGAUGAACCCUCCCAGGGUGUGACUAAACUUAAAAAUCUACAUCAAUUGCGGCCGGAUAUUUUAAAGGGCCAAUAUCGUUUGUUUGGCUCAACUUUAAGUAUUGUGGUUAGCAAGCAACAAGGCAAAUUUAUAACAAAUCCUACCACUACUGCUGGUGGGUAUACAAGACACAAUAGGCGUGGCAGUAUGGCAUAUGACGAGGGGACUUUUAAUAGUACAAAAUAUUGUAUAGAAUUUCGUAUAUUGAAUAAAUCAAAGAGAAAGUUUGCACAGUUGAUGUGGUUACAUUAUUCGGUGAUACAGAUUCGUAAUAAACACGAAACAACUUCCGAAUUUGAGUUAACCCCUUCCAAGUAUCCACCGUUAUGGUUUUCACCCGUACGCAGUUAUCAUUUAGAUGCCGAUGCUCCAUUAGCUUAAGCUAUGAAAGGUGAUUUUAUUCUACUUGCCGACUAGUUAUAUGCACGGAAGAAUGAUUAAAGUGAAUUAGUGCUUUUUUGUUAUAAAUAGAGUUAAUAGCGAUUCACGAAGUGUUCUUUUAAUGCUUCAUUUUACGCUUUUCCCCCUUUAAUUUAUUUUAAAUGUGUGUGUAUAUAUACAUAUAUAUUAAUAUUCUGAAUAAAAAUAUAUUGAAAUCUAAUAAAGUUUUGUAUAAAGUUAUGGGCAUAUCCCCCCCACGCUAUAUUAAGUAUCUCGGGGCAAAAUUUUUCAUUUCAUAUUCUGCGUCUAUUGGGCUUUUCCAAUACCUCAGUCUGGCCGGGACUAUAAAUUAGUGUUUACUGUCUACUGCCUGGCUUAGUCCUUGUAUAGAUUGGAAAGAGGUCGAAUCAGAGCACCACAUAAUCGAGUACUACUGGUGGCCAGUUGCCCUCAGGACUAUGUCUACGUGGCUGGUCAGUUGGUUGAGGUUCUUUCGGGAUGCACGUAAUGGCUGUGGUUAAAAUCCAAAUUCGCAGGAAGAGUGAGUUUCUGUUAAAAGACUGAUGUAAGGUAAAGUCAAUAUUUCGGUAUAAGUUCGGUGAUGUUGCCGAUACAACAGUUACGCCACAGAGGAGUGAUUGUGGGAUUAAGCGUUGAAAAUAAGUUGGUAUUAAGUGUAUAUGGUACGGGAUGUGUCGUAUGUUUUCCUCUUAUGAAUGCUGGGUUGUCUGAUGAUGGAUGAAAGUUAUCAUAUACAAAUGAUACCAUUGAAUUUUCCUUCCUUGUCCAGAUAUGCUUAGAGUGUACUCUGUUCAUAUCAUAAUUACCACAGUGUGUCCUUGUGAGUAAGAACAAAGUCUGGGGUUAUUUGAUGGAUUCGUAUUUAGGUCUACUGGUUACGUUACUAGGUGCUGUUGCCAAAUCAACAGAGGCCAUCCCAUCUGCGUGAUUGCAAAGGGAAGUGAUAUUUUACAUCUCGGAAUUUAAACAACGGAGCAGCAAUUGUCAUAGAUUAGAUAGCUCAAGUACUUGAGUAAGGUGCUUGUACAUGGACCGGCUCAAUCGAUGUACAAAAAUUGCCACCUGAGUUCUUUAUUGAAGGAUUCUGGGGCGAUGUUAGACCAUUGUCAAGUCUACCAAGUGGAUGAAAAAGACCACCAGGUUUCAAGGCAGGGGUUCACUUUAAGCACUUCGACAUUCGUGUCUAGACUGGACUGUUGUCUAGCUGUCUGAACUAUUGUCUAGGCAAUAGGCAGGACUAUCACAGCAAAUUCCCGAAGUAAAACUCUUUUUUUCUGUUCGUUUCUUUUUCACAAUCUAGAAUGUUUUAUGUACUUCAUUCACAUUAUUGUUAUUAUUCGAAAUUAUUUAUUUUUAAAACUACAUUAAAGCAUAAAGUUUUUAUAUGUUUGUUUAA